This is a messenger RNA of Mesorhabditis belari, 717 nucleotides long. NCBI's taxonomy places the organism in Eukaryota, Metazoa, Nematoda, Chromadorea, Rhabditida, Rhabditidae. The record is from the annotation of a GenBank genome assembly.
AUGGACAACGCUGGAUUCCUGUUGGGACAAUUUCCGAAUGAUCUUGAUGGAGUAGUCACAUGUGAAAUCCCUCGACUGAAAGAGAUAUGUGACGCUCGCUAUGAACCUAAACAAUGUCGUGUAAUCCUCCCUGAUGCUAAAGUUUUGGAAAUACCACCUAUAGAAAACACCGACGCAAAGGGACUAUAUCUUAACGGAGUUGAUGCGAUUGCUUGGAGUUAUACUUAUGGACAAAAUGGGACUGGAUUAGAGUACACGAUAAACUCUUUAGGUCUUUACAGUGACUCGGACAAGGUGUAUUUGCUUGACAUUGUUGGUUCUGCUCUUCAAGAUUUAUGUGAGCGGAAAAUUCGGAUUCCCGUGGAUCAAAGGGAUUGGGGUGCUUGGGCAACUUUUAAGCGGAGAAAACUUUACAGAUUCAUGAAAGCUCAAGCAGCUGGCUUUGUGACAGCAGAUCGGGAAACUUUCGAUUUUAUCAUUCAAUCAAUCAUGAAGACCUGGGAGACGCAAAGACACGAUUUCAAGCGUUUCUUCUGUCAUCACUAUCUUGACGGCCAAUAUUUAUUGCCUGAAGACUUAUGCAUUCACCCUCAACUCACCAAUGCAAAAAUAAACAAAAUGCAAAAAUACAUCUCCGCUUUGAAAUCCGACCUUGAUCUUGAGUUCUUUCAAACGAAAUUGAAAAGAGCUAUUGAAGAAAUGUAUAAUCGAAAGAAA